AUGAAAUUCCCAGUCGCUGGAGCUUCAGCUCUGCUACUCCUCCUCAACACGUUCACCCAGGCACAGGCAGUCCCUGUCAUCGAUCUCGGCUAUGUGAAAUACAGCGGCUACCAGAAUGCCACCGCAGGCAUCAACUACUACCGCGGCAUCCGUUAUGCCGCCGCUCCUACAGGUGAACUACGCUGGGCAAAACCCGUGCCCAUCGAAUAUAUGAACAACUAUAACGGCCAGACCAUCAAUGCUUCAACCCUAGGCCCGGCGUGCUACCAAUCCUCUGCGAGGUCCACUUAUGCUACGCCGUCAGCUCCACAAGGACAAUCAGAAGACUGUUUGCUCCUCGACGUGCUUGUUCCUUCCAAGCCUGUCUCAUCAGCCUUGCCCGUGCUUUUCACCAUCCACGGCGGCGGCUACGUUGGUGGGAGCGCUCCUUUCUCCUAUCCGGGCGAUGCCCUGGUCAAUCGGUCGGACGGCAACAUUAUCUAUGUGGGUAUUCAGUACCGUCUCGGGAUGUUCGGGUUUAUGGGCGGGGAUGCCAUUGCUGAGAACGGAGCAUUGAACGCUGGCCUGCUUGACCAACGAGCCGCCAUGGACUGGGUUCAGCGGAACAUCCGUGCCUUUGGUGGCGAUCCAGGCCGUGUCACUAUCUGGGGUGGUUCGGCUGGUGGAGGCAGUGUCUCAUGCCAGCUGAUCGCGAAUAGCGGUUCUGAUUUCCCUCCCUUUGCGGCCGCGAUUGCAGACCAUCCCUGGUGGCAGCCCUUCGCGAACAAGAGCACGCAGAACACCCAGUUCAACACGGCUCUGAAGCUGUCAAGCUGUUCGGACAUCAAUUGCCUGCGAGAAUUGUCUUCGGCUACACUCGGAAACCUCAACCAGGCAGUGAUCAAUGCCACGUAUCCAGGACCAGACAAUGCAUACGGUGUCUAUUACUGGGGCCCAGUGGUGGAUGGCAAGUUCAUCCGCGACCUCCCCGACCAAGAAUUUGCAAAGGGCAACUUUUACAAGGUACCCUUGAUCACCAACCGAGACGCCUACGAAGGCUAUAUCUUUUCCAAUAUGACGCAGACAUCUCAGGUCGACGAGACGGUAGACGCUGAAGAUCUCUUCCCCGCGGCCGGCCCGUCAUUUUUCUCCCGUCUUUACUCUCUCUACCCCCGCAGCAACUUCAACAGCACCUUCUACCAGCGGCAGACGUGGUUCGGGGACUUCAUCAUCAACUGCCCGACCUACUACAUGGCCUCGUCGAUGGUGGACUCGCUGUCCAACAGCUCGGCGGUGUUCAAGCUCACGUUCGCCGCCGGGAGCGAGCUCCACGGGGCCACCAACCCGUUCAUCUCGUCCAACGUGACCAACUACCCCAGCGCGAACAACCUGACCCUGGCGCACAUCAUGACCAGCUACUGGGUGAGCUUCACCGUCUUCCACGACCCGAACCCGCUGCGCACCGCCGGCGCGCCCUACUGGCCGAGUUACAUCUCCGGGGCCCCGGGCUCGGCGGCCCAGGGCGAAGGCGUCGGCUUCACGAUCCAGGCCGUCACGUACAACAGUAUCGGCGCGACGCCGGAUCCCGACGCGGCCGCGCAGUGUGACUUCUUCAACUCCCGGGGAUGGCAGAUCAGGAACUAGGCCAGAUUGUGCGUCGGGUUGUGUUGGCUGUGCAACACGAGGACGUCUUUACGAGUGAUAUGAAUGCUGAAGGGAAGAGUACAUGUGCAUACUGACGAUGUAUCAAGGUGGAGGAAGUGCUGUGGUGUCUCAAUGAAAUCCCGACAGUCGUUGCACACGCAAUACUGCCAAGUAAGGACAGGUCCUUUUGCGAAGUGAGAAAGCGGC
Molecule: messenger RNA, 1830 nt
Organism: Cladophialophora immunda
Lineage: Eukaryota; Fungi; Ascomycota; Eurotiomycetes; Chaetothyriales; Herpotrichiellaceae
Exons: 3
Coding region: 1-1623 (540 amino acids)
Source: RefSeq, a predicted model, not a curated record